Messenger RNA from Trifolium pratense (red clover), 733 nucleotides. RefSeq names its product DExH-box ATP-dependent RNA helicase DExH12-like. The transcript is spliced from 2 exons. The record is from RefSeq and is a predicted model, not a curated record. Bases 111 to 656 code for a protein of 181 amino acids. NCBI's taxonomy places the organism in Eukaryota, Viridiplantae, Streptophyta, Magnoliopsida, Fabales, Fabaceae.
AGUAAACACUAUAAGUUUGUUUUUCCUCUCUCGAAAAUCAGUAUCAGGUUCCAAAGUAUCAGAUUCCAAAAUUUGCAAUUAGGGUUCUUGUUCUUCAAUCGAUCCCAAAAAUGGCGCAAUCUCAAUUCAAUCGAUACUUCUACCCCCGUGCACUUCAACUCCGCCACUCCCCUCCCUCCCGCGAAUUUCCCAAACCCAAAUCCUUCACCAAUCCCUUCAACACAAUCGAAGAAGAUACCAUCGUUUUCCCCGUCGUCGACGACGGCAUUUACCAGCCAAAAACAAAGAAAACCCGCGCUGCUUACGACACUCUCCUUAUCCUCAUCCAGCAGCCUCUCCCCGGACAACCACUCGCCGGUCAGCCACUCAGUACAGUACGAUUCGUCGCUGAUAAGAUUCUUGAAAUUCUCAAAAACGACGCCGUUAAUGACCGUGAUAAGAAGAUUAAAAUUGAGAUGCUUCUUGAUUGUAUCCCUGAUUAUGUCUUUGAUCAGCUUGUUUCAAUUGGGAAACUUAUAACUGAUUUCUAUGGGUUUGCUGAUGGGAGUCAUGUUGAUGGUGGCAUUGUCGACCGUGUUCGGAGUAUGUCUAUUUGCAGCAAUAAUGGCGGUAUUGUUGAUGGUGUUCGUAAUUUGUCUAUUUGCAACAAUAAAUAGAGCAUUAUUAGGAGGAUUCGAAGAAACUGUAUAUUGAUGCAACAUAUAGGCCAAUUGAAGAACUCUCAGAGGAGGAA